Molecule: messenger RNA, 1314 nt
Organism: Didymodactylos carnosus
Lineage: Eukaryota; Metazoa; Rotifera; Eurotatoria; Philodinida; Philodinidae
Source: the annotation of a GenBank genome assembly
AUGCUAAUUAGUCUUUUAAAAAAUCUGUUGAAAAUCUUGGAGAUCGUAAUUACAAUUGGUGGUAUCUAUACAAGUGAAUCCAGUACUGAAUCGUCAAGCUUAAAUAAAACAAUUGAUACAGAUUUCAAUAUUAAACAAGCAGCAGAAUUUAAAUUUGCACUUAUAGCAAAUGGACCUGUACAGGGAGACAACUCAAAAACUGUCUUAACUGAAUGGAUUACAACAAUAGAUAAAAAUUAUGCAGUGGUUAAGAGACAAAGUUCACCAUUAUAUGAAUUAUUUGAGAAACAAUAUCUACAACCAUCAUUUGGUGAACGAUUUCGGAAAGAUUAUGGUUCCCAACUUUCGGAUGUAGUUAGAAAUAUAAUUCUCACAUUUUAUGAAUAUAAUGUACAUCGUGAUUGCCUGAAUAUUAAUAGUGAGAAUUUUAAUCCAUCUGCAAAUUUACCGGAUGAAGACACUUGCAAUAUUGUUCCAGAUAAAUAUCGUUUUAGAGGACUUUUCACUGGAAAGUGUCUAGAAAUCAAAAAUAUCUUAGGAGGAGAUCACAACUGCAUCGCUAAUUACAGUCAAUAUGCUGUUUUUCAAAAUGUCGAUCCUCAGUUCAAUCUAUAUUUCUGUUAUAGUGAUGAACGUUUUUCUAUACAUCAAACACAACAUGCAUAUUUUGGAGGAAUUCAUACAAAUGUGUUUAAAAAUCCAGUAACACAAGAUUACAGUUGUCCACGAGAGUAUGAAGAAAUUCCUCUAGAAGUAGAUCACACGAAAAUUGUAUUUUGUUUAUCACGAGAUGUUACAUUACCUACAACAUCUAUGUACAAGUUUGGAGGAACAUUUUCACGUUGUAAUUAUUACAAUCCCAUGGCAAACGAGGUCGAUAUCGAUGAUCAAAUACCGCCUACUCGUCAUACGAGUGAAAUCCUAUUUAAAUAUACCGAUCCCAUCUAUUUUCAAGAUGGUUUGACGACUACCACACGUAACAAAGAAAUGACCUAUUGGUGUCUUCGACAUGUGCUAGCACUACCACCGAAUUAUCGUUUUUCAAAACGUCAAAUACAUGAACAAUAUUUGUUUUUCAAAAGUCUAUCGGAUUUCAAUGAACCAUCUGGUUUUCUCGAUCUCUGCAAUGCUGCCAUUGUUAUUGCUAGCCAUUUUGUUCAAGCAUUAUUGAUUACACAUGCUCAAUGUAAAUUAAAUACGGCACCUAGUAUCAAUUGCGCUAAUCAACCAUCUGCUUCUCAUGAUCGUGGUGGUAAUUGGCGUCAACAUCUUGUUCGCCCACCAAGACCCACCAACAUUGCCACUCCUCAGUAG